UGAAAAGCUUUCUCUAAUGGCGCCAUAGCUCCACCGGACCAACUCUUCUCUCCGAUCACCGCCCUUCGACGCCUCUCCACUUCAUCCCUUCCGAUUUCCAUGGCCACAGCCUCAAUGAAAAGAUCGGUGAAGCAGCUGCACUUCGGAGGCCCUGACGAGAAGGCGGCGGCGGCGGCGGAGAUCAAGAGAAUCGCGAGAGGCGAUCUCCGCACCAGAAAAUCUCUAGCUGAGCUCGGCGUCAUUCCGACACUUGUCUCCAUGAUCCUCGAUUCACCGACGGUGAGUCCUGGCAGGAAGAUCGCCAUCGAAGCUCUUCUCGAGCUCGCCAAUGGCACAUUCACAAACAAGGCACUGAUGGUUGAAUCAGGACUUAUUGCAAAGCUGCCAAACAUCUUCAACACACUAGACUCCUCAACACAAGAACAACUUGCCAACCUCCUCUUGUCCAUCUCAUCUCUUGCAAAUACUCAACAUUCCAUUCAACCACAUGAGAUCCUUCCUUUCUUGAUAAAGAUUCUGAAUGAUCGUGACACCGAUGAUGAAAUUAAAGUAAAAUUCCUGGCAGCACUCCAGAACCUGUCAAUAAAGAUAGAGACCACCAAACUUAUUGUGUCAAGUGGCCUUGUUCAUGCCCUCUUAUCAUUCUCAGUAAACAAAAGAACAUCCAAAGAAGCUCUAGCAACUCUGUCCAACUUGGUUCUUACUUCAGUUGGUAAGAAAGCCAUUGAGAAUGACUCUAUGGUGCCAGAAAUCUUUAUGGAAAUCAUGGCAUGGGAGGGAAUGCCUCAAAGCCAAGAACUUGUGGCAUAUAUUUUGAUGGUUAUUGCACAUCAAAGUGCAAAACUAAGGAAGAAAAUGAUAGUACUGGGCAUAGUACCACUACUUCUGGAGGUAGCUCUGUUAGGUAGUCCUCUAGCUCAGAAAAGGUCACUUAAGAUGCUGCAAUGGUUCAAGGAUGAAAGACAAGCAAAACUAGGAGCACAUUCAGGGCCACAAUCAGAAGUCUUCGGCAUCUCCAACGCUUUGAGAUUGAAGGGAGAAAGCAGUGAAGAGUGUGAGAGAGAUGUAAGGAAGAUGGUGAAGCAGAGUCUUGAUCAGAAUUUGAAGUUGAUCAUCAGAAGAGGUGAUCUAUCAGAUGGGUGUUCAAUGAUCAAGUCUUUGGUAUUCAAUUCUAGCUCAAAGAGUUUGCCUUACUGCUGAUUAUUAUUAUUAUUAUUAUUCCUUUAUUUUGUGCAUGUAUGUGUUUUCUGUGGAAGUCAUUUAUGUGAGCACAAUGUACUUGUAAAUUGUAUGGAAAGUGCCAUGUGUUUUCUGUUAAUUACU
This is a messenger RNA of Dioscorea cayenensis subsp. rotundata (Guinea yam), 1323 nucleotides long. RefSeq names its product U-box domain-containing protein 7. The coding region runs from base 100 to 1200 and encodes 366 amino acids. The transcript is spliced from 2 exons. Gene Ontology annotation, molecular function: protein binding. Lineage: Eukaryota; Viridiplantae; Streptophyta; Magnoliopsida; Dioscoreales; Dioscoreaceae. The record is from RefSeq and is a predicted model, not a curated record.